ACAUUGUCGUUUUGCUACAAUUCUGUCUGGGUUAUAGGAGAAAAUCGGCAUAGAAGAGUGAGGCGUCGAGAUUGUUGGUGAGCUUGGUGUUAGGAUUUUUUAUUUUUUUUUUUAUCAGAAGAGAGAUGUCCCAGGUGGCGGUGACCUCGGAGGCUGUGGCGUUGAUGGGGGAGACGGUGGCUGAGGCGACUAUGAACUCAUGGCUUUCAUCUCUGCCGUGCCGGAGAACAAGAUAGCCGCUCUGUUUCAAUCACUGUUGUUCAAAGCAUGUGGCCGUACAGUGAAUUUGGUGAACAGCGUCGUUGGUCUCCUCUCUGCCGGAAAAUGGCAGCUGUACCGAGCCGCUGUGGAUACGGUGCUCGAAGGCGUCGAAUUGCGGCCGAUCUAUGUUGGAAUUCCGUAUCCGGAUGGCGAUGAAGGCUCUUAUGCGUUUCUCGUUAACUACAUAAAGUUUCAAAAUCGGCACUGUUGGGCUCCUCGCUGCCGAAAAAUGGCAGCUGUGCCGAGCCGCCGUUGAGACGGUGCUCGCAGGCGGCGAAUUGUGGUCGAUCUACGCUGGAAUUCUGUAUCCAGAUGGUGAUGAAGGCUCCUAUGCGUUUCUCGCUAACUACACGAAGUUCAAAAUCGGCGCCGUUGGUCUCCUCUCUGUCAGAAAAUGGCAACUGUGUCAAGCCACCAUGGAGACAGUGCUCGCAGGCGAUGAAUUGCGGACGAUCGACGCUGGAAUUCCGUAUCCGGACGGCGAUGAAGGCUCCUAUGUGUUUCUGGCUAACUCGAUGAAGUUUCAAAAUCGACUCUUUGAACACUCAACCGACUUCAAUUUCUCUCCGGCGUCAUGAUGAUCGUGAACUUAGAGAAUUGAGAUCGUCAUCUUUAGGUAAAUGAUCUGUUGGUCAAGCGAUUGAUAAAAUGUGAAAUUGACGGCAAAACACCCGAUCAACACCGUCGCCGACAACGUCAUUAUAAACAACGGAUUGUGCCAGCGGUAAGCUAUUCGAUCGGAUCAUUCAAAACUCUGAGCAUUCUGCAGCCAUGGCUGACUCGUCCCAGUUGGAAUCGGGGGUGAAGCGGAUGCGAAGUGAUGACUUGAGAUGAGAGAUAGCCAUGGCCGCAAAAUUGGUCCGGCGAUCUCUGCACGUUCCGGCACCUCCUUCACCUUCAUUAUCAUCGUCACCAACAGCCACCAGAAACAAUACAAAUUUUUUUUUUAUAAAUAUUAAUAUAUAAUUGAAGGCUAAAUUGUAAAAUAACACAGUUUAAUGGGUAUUUUCGGAAAAGUAAAAGGGCAAAAUUGGUAUUACAUCAAUAAUUUAUGUAAGAUUUAUGACAAAGGGGUAAUUUUGCAC
This is a messenger RNA of Cornus florida, 1346 nucleotides long. Its product is annotated as LOB domain-containing protein 38-like. The coding region runs from base 200 to 517 and encodes 105 amino acids. The transcript has 2 exons. Lineage: Eukaryota; Viridiplantae; Streptophyta; Magnoliopsida; Cornales; Cornaceae. The record is from RefSeq and is a predicted model, not a curated record.